AAUGUUACCUAUAGAUAUGGUUUCACAAGUUCCUUUCGAAUAUAUGCAUCUGGUAUGCUUGGGAGUUAUGAAGAAACUUUUAUCCGCAUGGAUAUGUGGUAAAUAUACACGUUUUUCAAAGUUAUCAGCAAGAUCCAUUGCUAUAAUAUCUCAAGGAUUAGAGAAUCUUAAAACAUAUUGUCCAUCAGAAUUUGCAAGACGUCCUAGAGCAAUUCAUGCAUUUACUAAAUACAAGGCAACAGAAUUUCGUCAAUUUCUGCUAUAUACAGGUCCAGUAGUAACGUAUGGUGUUCUGAAUCAACAAGUAUAUACUCAUUUUUUGUUUUUGCAUACUGCCAUAAGAAUAUUGGUAUCCACUGCACCGUCAAAAGCAUAUUUAAACUUUGCUGAACUUGUUCUACAAAAAUUUGUUGCUCGAUGUGAGAAUCUUUAUGGUUCAACAUUCAUUUCAUAUAAUGUGCACGGUUUUCUUCAUCUCACAAAUGAUGUGCGGCAGCUAGGCCCCCUUGAUUCAUUUUCUGCUUUCUCAUAUGAAAAUAAUAUGUCAAUUUUUAGAAAAUACUGUAGAAAACCUAACUUUCCUCUUCAACAGUUUUCCAAUAGGAUGGCAGAGAUGGAAGCUCGUGAAACAAAUUUACAUCGUACCCAAAUUCAUUUUUCCAAACUCAUUGAUUCUUCUACGCAAGUAUGUGCAGCGUAUAAUGGAGGUCCUCUUCCGCCUAAUGUUAAUCCCAACAGCUGUCAGUAUCGUAAAUUAGUAUUCAAUGGAGUUUUGUUCAGUUUGGAUAUACAAAAUAAUUGCUGUAUUUUACACGAUGAAUCGAUUUGCCUCAUUGUCAAUAUCUUCAUGGACAAAGCCAUAUAUUAUUUGGUUGUAAAGAAAUUUCAAAAGGUAGAUUCAUUCUACGAUGUUGGUAUUUCGUCUUCAGAAAUUCAAAUAUAUAAAUGUUGCGCAUUAAGUAGUGAGAUUUUUUGUAUCCAAGUAAAUCAAGUACGCAUCAAAUGUUAUAAAAUGCCUUAUUGGGGUAGUUCAUCAAUAGUAGUAGUGAUGAAGAUGAGCCAGAAGUUAGCGAGUAUGUAGUUGCUGCAAUUAUACAUACAGAUGAUCUAUAAAAUAAUAAUACUGCAUUUAGCUGUUCUCUUAGAUAUAAUAUGCAGGAAGGAAAAUAGAAUCCACACGCACAGGAUGAUUAAUAAAAUACAGAUGCUCUCUACAUUUCUGCGUUUGACAAAACAGGAAUUAUUUUUAAAACAUAAAAAUAUAUAUGAACUGUUUUGCAUAUAAUGAUUUUCUUGACUGCUCUAUACAACGACUACUCUACUGAAAAAAAAGAUAUGGAGAAGGAGAAACGUCCCAAACGGACUGUCAUCAAACCGCGACGAUAUCAGACGACAUCUUCGGACGAGGCGGAUUCAGGGAGAAGAACAUUCGUGGAGCUACAGAGCAACCAAUUAGAAGACGAUAUUGCUGAGUUACGGGGAGUAUUAGAAAAUAAUUCUCCCGAUAUUGAUAUGCAUGCUCACUCUAAUCAUUCACUUACUUACACACCUUUAAUUGAUCACACCAAACAUGCCAAUAAUACACCACACACUAGUGACACAACACAUUUAUUGACUUAUACACAACCAACUGUCAAUCAUACAACACAAGCAUUCUGUCCCAAUGAUACAACUUAUUCAUUAGCUUACACACAACCAUUAACUACUAAUCACACAACACAAGCACCUUUCAUGCAUGAUAAAUCACAAUCAUUAUCCCACGCACAAAACUUUCAUCAUACAACGCAAACAUUCACACACGAACCACAUGCGUCUGUUACUCAUACACAAACACACACACAACAUAUUGGUAACAGAUUAAAUACAUCAUAUAACACUCAGUUACACACUUCAAAUACUUGGCCGAUUGAAAUUCGUCGCCUGCCAAGCCCUGCACCAUCAUCAUCGCGAGCUCCAGGAACAGGAGAAUUUUAUGAUAUGAGACCAGAAAUUCAGAGGCCAAAGAGCACAAGAGCACAUGACCUAUGGAGCGACGAACACGAUGAAAUGGUCCAAUCAGAAGAAAAUUAGGCAUACAGGAAGCGGAAAAAGAAGAUGACAAACAAAUGAGGACAAAAGGGGAAGAAGGAAGAGAAAAAUCAAUCGACGAUUUUCAGCGCCAAUUGGCACUUUUCAUUGGCCAAAGCGGCACUGAAAAGUGCCACAUUUGAAAUUAUCGAACGAUGAAAUUCGCCUCGAUUCGCAUAUCAUAUCGGUACUUUUAAGUGCCACUAACGGGAAACCAUCUUUUUUAUAUUGGCACUUCUCAGAGCCAUGAUUUAAAAAUGCUCUUUUUGUAUAUGGAUGAUUCCACAUCAAAUCGGACAAAAAUCAACCAUUUUGAUCUCUUAUUUUUUAAAUCGAUCGAAACCUUUUUACAUAUGCACGUGAAAAAAGUUUCAAUCAAUUUAAGAAAUACGAGGUUAUUUUUAUUCAAUUUGAUAUGGAAUCACCU
Molecule: messenger RNA, 2494 nt
Organism: Formica exsecta
Lineage: Eukaryota; Metazoa; Arthropoda; Insecta; Hymenoptera; Formicidae
Exons: 6
Coding region: 1285-2070 (261 amino acids)
Source: RefSeq, a predicted model, not a curated record